Prorocentrum cordatum is the source of this 2517-nucleotide messenger RNA. NCBI's taxonomy places the organism in Eukaryota, Dinophyceae, Prorocentrales, Prorocentraceae. The record is from the annotation of a GenBank genome assembly.
GAGGCGCCGGGCGCAGAGUUCCGCGUGCUGAUCGGCCAGCUCGUCGGCCAGCACGAAGCCGACAUCAGGUCUGCGGUCGCGGCCUUGCAGCAGGAGAACAGGUCGCUGCGCGAGGAGGUCUCGGCGCUGCGCGGCGCCCAACCGCGGUGGCCCGCGGGCGCGCACGGUGGCGGCCCCGUCGCCCCGCGCGCCAGCUCCCGCGCCGACGGGAGCACGCCGGUGACCUCGGUGGGCCUGUCUGGCUCGGCGACCUUGCCCAUCCUGUCCCGCAGCGUGGGGCAGGCGGACGGCGAGCCCGCCGCCAGGGUCAGCAGCGCGGCGUGGAGCUCGAAGGCGUCGUCGCCCGCCCGCGUGGGCACGUUGCCGGGCGCGCUGCACGCCAGCCCGGAGGUCCCUAGGCUGGACUGCGGCGGGAGCACCCUCGCCCAGGAGCUCAGCGGGCGGAGCGAGGAGAGGCGGCCCGCCGCCGGGGAGGAGCCGCUCGAGGUCCUCGGCGCGACCGCGGGCCGGCCCCGGCCGUCGCAGAGCUCGCUGGAGCCCCCAGGCGCGUCCGCGCGCCGCCGCAGGCCGUCGCGGCGCUCCUCGCUCGGCGGCAGCUCGGUGGUGCCCUCCGCGCGCAGCUCGAUAGGGGGCACGCCCUACUCCCCGCUGAACGUGAGGAUAUCAGCCACCGAAGUGACCAGGUUCUCCCGGAUGCUCCACGUCGACAAGUGGAACACGGGUCAGGCAAAGAUCUCGGCGCGGGAUCUUUUGCGGGUCUUGGAGUCGCGGGGCGUGGAAGAUUUGUCGAUCCAGCGCGUUUCUUGGGUGAUGCAGCGGCUCCUUGGGGUGAGCUCCCCAGAGCAUGCGCUCUCCGGGUACCUCAGAGAUCGAGCUCGAGAGGCGCAGUUUUUGGAAGUGAGGCCAGAUCGCAGCGACGAUGAUGACGCUGAUUUCGAGAUGCCGUUCAAAGCGUUCGUGGACAUCAUGCUCUGUAAGAAUAUCUCUAAGGGGCUGAGCCCGGAGGUCGCUGAGGAGGCCAGGUGUUGGCAGAAGGCCCUCAUGACGGAGACGAUCGAGGAGGUGAUCGACAGACUGGCCAAAUCUGGCAGCCCCGAAGCAUGCAGCCCAAGCCCCGAAGCAUGGAGCAAAAGUCGCAUGUGGGCCUCCCGAUCUUCAGUGCGCAGUACAAAAGAAGUGACAGGUUACCGAGAACGAUGUAAAGUUAAGGCGCUGCCGGUGCUGAACGCAGUGGUGGUCGUCACGGUUUUUGUCAGCGUCAUCUCGUUGUCCUUGAGCAUGGACUACUGUAUAGAUUGCGAGGCAUGGUUUUAUGUAGAGAUGAUCGCUGCACUUAUCUUCGUCACAGAAUUGCUGAUCAAGUUUUGCAUAUUUGGAUACGCGGAGUUCCUGUUCGGUGACGAUUGGAUGUGGAACUGGAGCGACGCGUCAAUCACAAUUGUAGACUUCUUGGAGGUUGGAAUGAGGGUGCUAGUGAGGACAGGUGACGUGGAUAUAGACCAGACGAUCUCGGUCGGCACGGUCCUGGUUGCGCUGAGGACUUUACGCAUCUUGCGCUUUGCGCGGCUAGUAAAGAUGGCAAGAUCGCCUCUCCUACACGAGCUCGCUAGCAUUUUACAUGGCUUCGUGCUUGGGUCGCGGGCGCUUUUGUGGGUGCUCAUGGUGAUCUGGAUCGUUUUGUGGGUGACGGGCGCCACGUUCCGCCAAGUAAUAGGCCCCAAGGCAGGGCAGGAGCUCCUCACCGACUGGUGUGGGUUCGACGGGGACACCAUGCACGAAGCGGAGAACGCGGCAAAGAUCGAAAUGUUUCCUGAGUGUGGGAGCAGGCACAGGCUUUAUGCAGACGAGUAUUGCUCCACUGUGGUCGGGUGCUCGUUCACUGUAUUCCGUUGCAUGAUUGGCGAUUGUUCUUCCAAGGGGGGGCAGUCAUUACCGGCACAUUUCAGCGCUGGCUACAAGAUUAGGUUUGACCUUAUUUAUGUGUUUGGCAUGAUCGUCUUGAUAUUUGGCUUAUUCAACAUUAUCCAGCGGCUCACCGCAGUUUUUGUGGAGUCGACCAUGAAGGGCCUCGCCGCUCAGGAUACCAGGAUCAAGAGGCAAGAGAAGUACCAGGUGAAGCACGUGAGGAGGGCCUUGGAGAGGUUGGUGCGGCGCAUCACGGUGAUCAGCGACACGUACAAGAGGGCCCGCGACCAUGGCGAGGCACAGCGCAAAAUGGGGAGCUUCAACAGGUUGUUCGGCACGCUUGUCGGCUCUAGUUGGCUCUCUCGCUGGAAGGCUUGCCACGCCGAUUCUCACUACUCGGGAAGACCUCUCUCUUCCAGGCCAAUCGACCCUUCUCAGCUCACACUCUCCGAGUGUGCCUUCAACGAGGUGCUCAGGGACGAGAGCGUCCAGUGCAUCCUGGACGAGCUCGACGUCAACCUCGGCACCGAUACGGCCAGCAUCUUCCGCAUCUUUAGGAAGGACCGCGAGGGCCACCUGCCGCUCUCGGAGAUGCUGGCACCCCCGACUUAA